AUGGGCUCGGAUGUCACUCCCACAGCUAUCAAGAUGCAGUACAAUGCAUCCAUCAGAGCUCUUUCCCGCCGUCAAAUAGCUUUGUUUGAUGCCGAGACUGCGAAGGUCAUGGGAUCAGACAUUACUGCUUCAUCUCUCAAUAAUCACUUUCAUCGUACUGUCAAAGUUCUUGGCAAUCGUCAAAUGUGGAUGCUAUCAACGGGUCAAGACUCUAAGAACGUUAGCCUUGAUGGUCUAGGAGGUGAGAUUGUUGCAAUCAUGGGAUCCGAUGUUACCGUCGAAGCCAUUAAGCAACAAAUUGGCAAGCGUAUCAAGGUUCUAGGCAGUCGCGAAACCAAGAUGCGAACAGCUGGUCAAGAUCCUAAGAAUGUUGACCUGGAAGACCUAAUGCCUUCCAAGAAGGAAAAAGAAAUGGACAAACAUAUGGGAGAUUGUACUGCUUCUAGAUCUGGUCUUCGAUUUCAAUUUGAUACUCGUUACAAGGUCAUUGCCAAAGAUCAAAAGGCUAUGCUGGCUGUAGACAAAUAUCCUUUAACGGUUGAUAUUGCCACUAGUGGCAAGACCGAAGUUCAACAGUGUUUUGGUUCAGAUGCUUCUGCUGGUGGAAUCAAAUUCCAAUUUGCAACCACCAUCAAGAAGAAUGUCGACCAGAUUCGCAGUGCGAGAGCUGCUGGCAAAGACUGCAAGGACAUUGUGUUCAAUUCCAAUGGUCUCCUCGACUCACAUAUUCUAUUGCGAGGAUUAAAUACAUACAUGUUUCCCUAG
Botrytis porri is the source of this 765-nucleotide messenger RNA. RefSeq lists its product as uncharacterized. The record is from RefSeq and is a predicted model, not a curated record. The transcript has 5 exons. Bases 1 to 765 code for a protein of 254 amino acids. NCBI's taxonomy places the organism in Eukaryota, Fungi, Ascomycota, Leotiomycetes, Helotiales, Sclerotiniaceae.